This is a messenger RNA of Trichobilharzia szidati, 2407 nucleotides long. Lineage: Eukaryota; Metazoa; Platyhelminthes; Trematoda; Strigeidida; Schistosomatidae. The record is from the annotation of a GenBank genome assembly.
UUAGGUAAGGAGGCAAAAUCAGUCGAUGAGGUCUUAAAGCAGUAUCCAUGAAAACGACUAGCCUAGUUGCCUGAAAUUUAAUUAAGCAAGAGUUAUAAAUAGUUAGAUUUGAAACAUGGCGACAUUUCAUGAAGUUCAUACACUUCGGUUUGAGCUGCACAUGCCGAUGUGGAUUACCCAGUUAAGAUCUUCGAAAUGCUGAAAAUCUGCUUGUAGAUAAUGGCAUAGACUGUUGUCAUCCAGAUUUUGGAAGGCUACGCUGAUUAUUGUUUCACCAUGCGUCUAUUGCAGUUCCAAUUUACCUCUAAUCCCCAUUUUUGCAUACGGUUCAUCUCAAUGUAAUAACAUGGGCUGAUGUAGUUUUGUGCGAUGCUCUACUCUUUUUUGUCAGUUAGGUCGGUCAUUGUAAUAUUCCCUUUACCACUCUAGUAAUUUUAAUAGCUUGCAUACUUUAAGACAACUGUCUCCAUAUGGCCCUUAUUUUGUUAUGCCUUAUAACUUGCUCAGGUGCUGUCAAAAAUGCUGGAAGAAAAUGUGUGCUCAAACUGCCUGAAGCAAAGUGAUGUUCACCUCGUUUGUCUUGAGUGUAGUCGUGUACAGCUUUGUAUUCCUUGCUAUUGUUAUGGAGCUGAGUCUGGGAUGCACAAGAAGAAUCAUGGUUAUCGCAUUGCGAGGUCUACAUUAUUACCUAAUUCCGUACUUGAAGGUUGGAGUUCUGAAGAAGAAUUGAACCUUUUGGAAGCCUUAGAACAGUAUGGAAUCGGAAACUGGGAGGAUAUAGCCAUAAAAGUAGAAACCAAAAGUGCUGAUGAGUGCAUGCGUCAUUAUUGCAAUCGUUAUUUGAAUGAAGUUUUUGGCUUAGAAUUAUUAAAUGAUAACAAAUAUUCUUCUCGAAUCACAGACCAUACAAACUAUAAUAUAGUAUCGUCUCCAGUACAAUCAUAUUCUACAUAUAUCGAUAUUGAGGAUCAACAGCUGUUAGGUUAUAUGCCAAAUCGUGGUGAUUUUGAACGAGACUAUGACAAUGAUGCUGAAAGUAUUCUCUGUCGUUUGCAUCCAAGUUUCUCCCACGAUGAUCUCGAAGAUGCUUUAAAAGUUGCACAAGUCAAUAUAUACAUGCAGAGAUUACGGGAGCGUCAGAGACGUAAAGAGAUUGCUUGUGAACAUUCCUUAAUACCGCAUAUCUUGGCGUUUAUUCUAAAUAAACGUGUCAAAAAACGUGCACCUGUAGGUGAUGUUAUUAUAGAAAAUACGCCUAUAAAAAAGAGACCUCGUGGACGUCCACCGUCAGCAAAUAAACUAUUAUUACAGAGUAAGCUGAUCAAUAAAACUACACCUGUUACAAGAAUAUCUAACCUUCACGAGUCUGUAAAUAAGGAUCCCGGUAAGAAACCACCUCCAAAUAGUUGGCUAGCUGCUCCUUUCAUUCUUCAGUCUUCCGGACCAACAAAAGGUGCACCAAUUAUAGUAAAUACUCCAUCUGAUGUUACAAGUGAUCAUCACAUGACAAAUGAGUGUAAAGGUGAAUAUGCGUCGACUAAUUGCAAGAUACGAACAGGAAACUCUAUUGGAGAUUUUAAUGGAUUUUAUUUAAAUGAAAAGUUGAAACCAUUUCUAAGAUAUUUUACUGGCAUGCAAGGCAAACAUUUUAUAGAGAAUCUUUAUAAAGAAGAGUUACUUAAGCAUGAAAUAAAGUAUCUACUGGAAUUACGAGCCAAAGGAAGGACGCAAUUUAUGAGUAUGAAAAUUAAAUUUCCAUUAUUCAAAAGUUCAGUAUAUCAUCAUCUUCGAAACCGAAGUAUCACUGAUCAACCUGCAGAACAAACAACAACAAUAACCAGUCCAGGACAUGGGAAUGGUCGGGACCAGCAGCUACAACAACAGCAUUCACGUCGUUUCUAUCAAGUGAAAAAGAAACGACGUAGACAUACAAAUACACCAUGGUAUAUGAAAGUACAGCGUAGAGUUAAACAGUAUAAAUAAUAAUUAUAAGAUUUUAUUAUUUAAUAACAAUAAUAAUACUAAUUGUUGUUACUCUAUCUCUCUUUCCAUCUCCUCUCCAUCUGUAUCUUGCUUAUUUCCUUAUUAAUUGUUUAUAUUCAUCAUAUUAUAUUUCUAUAUUAUUCAGAGAAGAUUCAAUAUUUAAUAUAUAUAUUUGUUUUUUUACCAACUAACACCAAGAUUUAAGUGUACUUUUGCAUUUAUUACCCUAUAUAAUAAUAAUUAUUAUUUUAUAAUCAUUAUUUGAAAAAGAGAAACAAUAGUUUAUUCCCUAAUGUACCAUUUCUAUCUCUAUUCUCACUUAUUAUUGUCAUAAUUAUAAAUAUUGCUUAAUAUAUUUGCGUAUUAUGUAUAUUACAUGACAAAUUCAAGCUAUAUUUGCUUGACAUUGAUGCAGUUUAUUGAC